AUGGAAAACGGAAGCGUAAAAUGUCCACAGUGUGAGGGUACGGUUCGGGAUCUGAAGGAACUUGUGAAGCACUAUUCGAUGUUACACUGUAUGGACGAGGGGUACAACGUAAGCAAGAUAUCAUUCGAUACCAAAGGCGAUUUCGAGGAGUGGAUGAAACUGGCGCAGGAUGCAUCCAUAACAUCCUUCGUAGUCCGCAGCAAGAAAAUAGUAAAGGGUUUUACUCGCGUAUACUACAGAUGUCAUCGAUCAGGGUCAUCACCUUUUUCAGUCGCUUCGACAAACACUUGCGAACGUUCAGUCAGCCAUUGUACCGCGUUUAUAAAUGCAAAGUUUACUUCUGCGCAAGUUCAUGUUGAAUAUUGCCUUGCACAUGUGGGACAUGAGCCCGAUCCCGCUCUUCUAUGGUUAGACAAUUACAAUGAACAGUUAAUCGUGGAUAUGCUGAAAGAAGGGUUCAAUUAUGGGCAAGUGAAACAGAAGAUAAGAGAAAGAUACAGGAACUCAAACGGAAACAAUGGGACGGAGAAUCGCUUGUUUUUCGUUACAGUUGGAGACAUACGGGCCAUCAGUAGGCGGAACAAUCUAUUCCCCGGGCGGCGCGACCUGAAUGACUCAACUUCUCUAGAGAAGCGGAUUGGUGAAAGAAAUGUUGGCGAUGGAAUCCGCUACUAUGCUCCUAGUCUCAAUGACACCGGCGAUGGAUUUUGCCUGGUCAUAAUCAUUGAAACGCAACGGAAAUGGCUGACAGACUUUUCGCAAAGAGGUAUUGGAAUCGACGAUACAUUUAACGUGUCUAUGUACAAGCUACGGCUUGCUACAAUCAUCGUAGCUGAUCACAGUGACAGAGCACUUCCAGCUGCUUUCAUGCUUAGUUUCAGGAUGAGCGAGAGCGAACUUGUUACUCUGUUCGACAAGGUGAAAGAAUUGGUUCCCGCGUUUGCGCCUAAUUUUCUUCGUGUGUUUCCUAAUGCUCACACGCGGAAGAUACUUUCUUUCAAGCGUUCUGCUAGGAAGAAAUUGACGAAGGUGGACCCAAUACUCAAUACAAGCCCGAAACGCGCUUUUCUAUCAUCUCCUUCCUUUGGCCGUCGUUGCUUGGGGAAUUCAUGUCAAGGAUUCGUCUAG
This is a messenger RNA of Cooperia oncophora, 1128 nucleotides long. NCBI's taxonomy places the organism in Eukaryota, Metazoa, Nematoda, Chromadorea, Rhabditida, Trichostrongylidae. The record is from the annotation of a GenBank genome assembly.